Molecule: messenger RNA, 4226 nt
Organism: Scylla paramamosain (green mud crab)
Lineage: Eukaryota; Metazoa; Arthropoda; Malacostraca; Decapoda; Portunidae
Product: GTP-binding protein 10-like
Exons: 10
Coding region: 2944-3456 (170 amino acids)
Biological process (GO): RNA 5'-cap (guanine-N7)-methylation
Cellular component (GO): mitochondrion
Molecular function (GO): GTPase activity; RNA binding; GTP binding
Source: RefSeq, a predicted model, not a curated record
CCUCUCUGUUUUUUCUUCCAGGUUGUGCACAAGACCCUCAAUGUUGUUGGCAUUGCCGUGCUGUGCUGUGCUGUGCUGUGCUGUGCAAGGCUCGGGGAUGUAUUAAUACUGGUGGUGAUGAUGGCCACGACACACUGACACACACACACACACACACACACACACACACACACACACACACACACUGAUAGCACCACACACAUACAAGACUUAAGGGAGGAUAUAUCACGUAACACACCACACAUACACACGCACAAGAGUAAUACAUAUAUACACAUGCAGAUAUACCUUCCUAACAAUAUAAAAUAAACAGUGAGCGUGAGAAAACAGGAAGGUCUUAGGACUAAUCCUCGUUGGUGAUAAGAGAGAUGCACUGUAGAUCAUUGCUGUGGGCCUCACCGGAAGGGAGGGUGAGGUUAAUAGAUACGGAAGAGAUGGAUGGGGAAGAGAAGCUGAAAAAAAUAAUAGAAUAAAAAUGAAUUAGAGUUGGAUGGUAAACCGGAUCAAGUGCAAGGCAAAGGUGAACGGUAACGAUGAGGCCCGGGGGUACGAGAGAGAGAGAGAGAGAGAGAGAGAGAGAGAGAGAGAGAGAGAGAGAGAGAGAGAGAGAGAGAGAGAGAGAGAGAGAGAGAGACUCGCCUUUCUCUUUAACGCUGCUGUGACAAGGGAUGAGGAGGGAAACGAGUGCCCUGCAGUGAGGAGGGCAAGGCACAGGGACGGCAGGGACAGGGAGAGGGAGAGGUGCUUCAGGGAUGAGUGCUUGUGACUACUGAGGGAGAUAUGGACGGUAGCUGGGGAGAAGCAGAGAGAGCGAGAGUGAGGAGGAGGUCAGGGAAGAGCAAACAGGCAGGUGAGAACUUUGUGACGUCUCUUUCACUCAGCCAUACACUCACUCAGUUGUCGUAAGCUUGGAAACACAAGAACUGGUGUGGUGAAACAGAAAAGUUUAUGCCGCGGUUUGACAUUUCCCGCCCUGAAUACUGAACACGCCGGGCAUUAGUAAGGGCGGCCAAAGGUGGGUGUGUGGUGUGUGGCAGCAGCAGUCAGUGACUAGUGCCGGCGGGUGGCGGCGGCGGCGGUGUUGGAGGUGGUGCCUUACAAGGCGUGCAGGAAAGCCAUGACGGCUUUGGUGGCAGCAUGCAGACGGGCGGCAACGGACGGUCUGCCAAGUCUACCUGGGCUGGGCGGACUAGCACCCUGGCUGCUGCUGGCGGCGUGGACACAAGCGGCCGUCGCAAGAGUCAACGUGAAAUGGAGCCUUGUGUCGCUGCCUGUGUGUCACGUCAUGGCUGGGAGUCACGUGAGGGGUUUAUGGUUGAAUCUCGAGGGAACACGGGCGGAAAUGGAGGGAGGUGAUAAAGGAUUCCCACCGUUGCCCCUUCGCCACUCCCAGCCGGCAUAACGAGAGGUGUGUGACGGCCGCUGCCUGCCUGCCUGCCUGCCUGCUGCUGGUGUUACUUUUACUGCCUGCCUCCUUGCUUCGUUAAGGCAUUCAAGAGCAAGGGAGUGAGGAGAAAAGCUUAGUCCAGUCUGCUGUCUGUGCAUCAAGCCUGAGCUGGUCUGCUCCCACGAUGCAGCGUGUGGCAGUGUUAGCAGACACGGCUCUUGUCUGCACCUCAUCCUCUUAAAGAUAUGAGGCCACAGUUUGCUGAAGCUGUGCAAGGCUCAGCCAGACCAGCGGUGGGUUGGGGCAGCUGGCAUGGACAGUUACAAGUAUCGCAUCUGUGGGGAGGCUGGCGCUGAGCUGAUCAUUCCUGUCCCUACAGGCACCACCGUCUGGCUCGAGCAGCACCAGAAAUUGCUGGGUGAGAUAAACUGUGCAGGAGACAAGGUGUUGGUGGCUUGAGGUGGGCAGAGCAGCAACCCCAGCAACCAGUACAAUGGGCAGAAGGGACAGGGACACAUUGUGAAGCUGAAACUGAAGCUGUUGGCUGAUGUGGGUCUGGUGGGCUUCUCUAACGCUGGCAACAGCAUUAGGGAAGCCUGAGGAACAGUGGUGUUCCUCAGGGUUCUGUCCUGUCACCCACUCUUCUUAUUAUUCAUUAAUGAUCUUCUAAACCAAACUUCUUGUCCUAUCCACUCCUACGCUGAUGAUACCACCCUGCACUUUUCCACAUCUUUUCAUAGACGUCCAACCCUUCAGGAGGUAAACAUUUCACGCAGGGAAGCCACAGAACGCCUGACUUCUGAUCUUUCUAAAAUUUCUGAUUGGGGCAGAGCAAACUUGGUAUUGUUCAAUGCCUCAAAAACUCAAUUCCUCCAUCUUUCAACUCGACAUAACCUUCCAGACAACUAUCCCCUUUUCUUCAGUGACACUCAAUUGCCCCCCUCUUCUACACUGAACAUCCUCGGUCUGUCCUUUACUUAUAAUCUGAACUGGAAACUUCACAUGUCAUCUCUAGCUAAAACAGCCUCUAUGAAGUUAGGUAUUCUGAGACGUCUCUGCCAGUUUUUCUCAUCCCUCAGCUGCUAACUCUGUACAAGGGCCUUAUCUGUCCAUGUAUGGGGUAUGCUUCACAUGUCCGGGGGGUUCCACUCAUACUGCUCUUCUAGACAGGGUGGAAUCAAAAGCUUUUCAUCUCAUCAACUCCCCUCCUCUAACUGACUGUCUUCAGCCUCUCUCUCACCGCCACAAUGUUGCAUAUCUAGCUGUCUUCUACUGCUAUUUUCAUGCUAACUGCUCUUCUGAUCUUGCUAACUGUAUGCCUCCCUUCCUCCCACAGCCUCGCUGCACAAGACUUUCUUCUUUCUCUCACCCCUGUUCUGUCCACCUCUCUAAUGCAAGAGUUAACCAGUAUUCUCAAUCAUUCGUCCCUUUCUCUGGUAAACUCUGGAACUCCCUGCCUGCUUCUGUAUUUCCACCUUCCUAUGACUUGAAUUCCUUCAAGAGGGAGGUUUCAAGACACUUAUUCAUCAAUUUUUGACUACUGCUUUGAUCCUUUUAUGGGACUGGCAUUUCAGUGGCCAUUUUUUUUUUAUUGGAUUUUUGUUGCCCUUGGCCAGUGUCCCUCCUACAUUAAAAAAAAAAAAAGUCCACACUGCUGUGGGCCAUCUCCAGCGCCAGACCCAAGGUGGCCAGCUACCCCUCCGACCCUGGGUGUGGUGAAGUACAGUGACAUGCGGCGGCUGACCAUCACUGAUCUGCAGGGACUCAUCGAGGGUGCCUACUCCAACAUGGGGAUGGGGCACCGCUUCCUGUGCCACGUGGAGUGGACACACUUCCUCCUCUUUGUGGUAGACAUCAACAGCUUCCGGCUGUCACCCAAACACCCAUACUGUUCACCCACCGAGAAUGUCAUGCUGGUCAACAGGGAGUUGGAGCUGUAUUCACCUGACCUGCUGAGUAAGCCAGCACUCCUUGUGGUGAAUAAGAUGGACUCCCCCAAUGCUGAGUCUUGCCUGCAGGAACUCCUUCACAACUUUAAGAGGAUGGAGGAUGAGUACAUGGGAACAUAAGAAUACAAGGGAAGCUGCAAGAAUCUGUCAACCCACAAUUGGCAUUUCCUGUUAGAAAUGCCUUCUGAUUUCUACCUAUCAUCCUCAUACCUAAAUUUAUUUGGUCUUCUUUUAAAAGCUCCAUAUUGACAGGACAUUAACAGCCAUAAGAAAAUAGGGGAAGCUGCAGGCAGCCAUCAGUCCUUAACAUGAAAAUCCCUGUAUGAAACAUGCCUGCCUAUUUCCACCCAUCUCCCCCAUCCACAAGUUUGUUUAGUUUUCUUUUAAAGCUUCCUAACGACUCAGCACUAACAACCAGAUUACUGAGUCUAUUCUAUUCAUCAACCACUAUAUUUGAAAACUUUUUCCUUUGUAUCUCAUUUAAAGCUAGCUUUAUCAAGCUUGAACCCACUAUUUCUUGUCCUAUCCUGAUCACUGAACCUAAGGAUUUUGCUCAUGUCAUCCUUGUUAUAUCCCCUAAGUAAAGACCUGAGGGAGGAAGAGAGUAGAGACAUCUUUUAUCAUUAUCUUUUCAUCUCGUUUACUCCUUCAUUCCUGUUGGUUUAAUAUUCUGUGUUUGAAGCACCAAGCCAACUGAUUAUGUGGGACUGAGAUUGUUAUAGUUAUUUUAUACUAUAUUAGGUGAAUAGCCUCUCCAUUAGGGGCUGAUAGGACUAAGAGUGUGAAUGAUGUGUGUAUGAGUGGAUGGUGCUUUGUCUGGGCCACCCUGUGUGGGAUUGCCAACCUGGUAUAUGGACAGAUGGACAGAUAGAUACAUGGUCAAUAAUUUG